CGACAGUGACAGUUGCGUUUCGUUCGCUACGGAGCGUUACGAGUGGCAUGUUGGUUACGCGGGCUGCUAUGGAGGUGUGCGUAAUGCGCAGGCGCGAAGGUUUUGCGUACGUCUUAAAGCCCGCUUUACUUUACACGUUGCCUGUGGGUUUGGGCUUCUCCCUGCAAUUGUUAGGGUUGGCACAACUUGACGUUCCUUGGCGUGCACAAUCACAGAUAAGAAAAUUAGAUGAAUUUUGAUAACCCUAAAUAGCCGAAAGGGAUAGUUUAGAAAUUAUUUAAAACAUCACGAUUCGGCCCUGAAUCGCUGUCAAACUUUGGUUUUGUAGGAAGUUUCCUUUCUGUACGGUAUUACUAUUACUUAUUCUGUGACUCUAUAUAGAUUUUUUGAAGAAUGCUUUGCCAAUCUUAUACAGUCAAGGAAUUAGAGCAACCGCACACCGGCGUCUUUGCGAGCGACUCAAAAGCGGCGACUUAUGAGCGUCGGCGCUUAGUCAGCGCCAAAUGGCCGUUCUAUAUCAAUCAAUUUUUCGUGUUAUGGCUCCAUCAAGGUGUUGAUGAUUCUGCCAAUGUCGAGGUUGGGUAAGACACGGCUAGUAUAUUAAUCUUAUCAUAUUACGGUCAUAGACAGUGUUCGGUGGAGUAUCCGAUCUGCAAAGAAAUACAAAUUACCACUAACUAAUAGACUACAUACAACUUAUACAACUAUUAAACAAUAUGAACACUACACUAUGUACAGAACAAACUACACGGCACAGACAUAGGAAUAUGUACACAAUACCUUAAUGUAGGGGCAAUAAGGUCGUGUAUAUACAUUUUUGGCACUUUGUCCGUGUCGAUAUUUAAUACUUUGUAGGCUAUCGCCAGUCCAAAAAUAAAAACUAUUAAGCGGUAUUACGGCUAGCUCAAAUAGCUUGCCAAUAUCAAAGAUGACAUUUGUGACAGUUGAGGGUUGACACAUAGUUGACACUCAUCACAUUGUUGACCGCUCAAGGUUACGCGGCAGCGUUUGAUUUUGAUCUAAAUAAUCCUUCCUUAUCUAUAUUUACACAUUGUUGUUUUAUCAUUCUGAUGUAACAGUAAUAAUCUUUCUAUCGCAUACCCAUUCAGAAACCAAUAAUACGUCUUAAGUAUUACGUAUAGGUUGUAUUUUGUUAUCAUUACAGUGUGCACCGGCGUGUAACUUUAAAAAAUGGUUAAAGCUGUGGCAGUGUUGACCAUCAGUGACACUUGCUUUAAAGACAACUCCAAGGACACAUCCGGGCCUGCUCUAGCUGCUUCUGUAAAAGAAUUAUUCCCCAAGGCAAACUUGCAUACAAUUAUCAUCCCAGAUGAACGGGAGAUUAUCGAAAAAGAGCUUAAGUACUUCUGUGAUGAAGCUCACGUAAACCUAAUUUUAACAACAGGAGGGACUGGGUUUAGCUCUCGAGAUGUGACUCCUGAGGCCUCUAAGGCUGUGAUCCAUAGAGAUGCACCGGCUAUUACAGCUGCUAUAACUCAGGCGAGUCUAGAGAAGACUCCAAUGGCAAUGCUCUCAAGAGCAGUGGCUGGGAUAAGAGGCAGAACUUUAAUCAUUAAUUUUCCAGGUAGCAAAAAGGCUGUUACUGAAUGUUUUGCAGUUGUAAAGCCUGUUUUAACCCAUGCUUUAGCUCUGAUCAAUGAUGAGUUACAAGAAGUGAGAACUAUACAUGACUCUAUGCAGUUCAACUCCUGUUCUCAUGGGCAUAAAACUAGUAAUGUGGUAUUGGGUAAAGUAGCAUUUAGAGCCCGGGAAUCCCCGUUCCCAAUGAUAGAAAUGAAGGAGGCGUUCCAAACUGUGGAUAAUGUGAUGCGGGAGUGGGUUCAUGUUUUGGAGAUAGUUCCAAUUGAGAAGGCUCUGGGCAGAGUGGUAGCUGAAUCUUUGUGUACUAAGGAACCUAUGCCACCAUUCCCUGCCUCAGUUAAAGAUGGUUACGCAGUUCUAAGCUGCGACGGGGCCGGCGUUCGCACGGUGCGCGCGGCGCUGACGGCAGGCGAGGCACCGACGGCACCUUUAGCCCCCGGACAGUGCGCGCGCGUUAACACAGGCGCGGCGUUGCCCGCCGGAGCGGAUGCUGUCGUACAGGUGGAAGACACUAAAUUAGUGUCAGCAUCAGAAGACGGUGAUACAGAGUUAGAAGUGGAAAUCAUGGUGGCGCCGACGGCGGGCCAGGACGUGCGGCCCAUCGGCUUCGACAUACCCAUGGGAGCUGAACUGGUCAAGAAAGGAUCUGUUCUGGAUGCGGGGCACAUUGGGAUCCUGGCAGGAGCCGGUCACCUGAAUAUUACUGUCAAAGGACACCCAAAAGUAGCGCUACUUUCGACGGGCAAUGAACUACAGGAACCCUCUGAGGCGAAACUGAAACCCGCGCACAUCAGAGACUCCAACCGAACUAUGCUUAGAGUUCUACUCAGGGAACACGGUUAUGAUACCAUAGACUGCGGCAUCGCGAAGGACGAGCCGGCGCAGUUAGCAACCACGCUGGCGGGCGCUAUGGCUCGCGCUGACGUCAUUGUGUGCUCGGGCGGCGUCUCCAUGGGCGAGAGGGACUUACUCAAGCCGGUGCUCCUCAAGGACUUCGGCGCGACGCUGCACUUCGGGCGCGUGCGCAUGAAGCCGGGCAAGCCCAGCACCUUCGCCACCUGCCAGUUCAACGGACGCACCAAGUACAUCUUCGCGCUGCCCGGUAACCCAGUGUCAGCGUAUGUGUGCUGCCUGCUGUUCGUAAUUCGAGCCCUCAAGGUGUGCAGCGGCCGCAACCCCGAGUGGCCACGACUGCGCGUGCGCCUGUCGCACGCCGCCCAGCUGGACCCGCGGCCCGAGUACGCGCGCGCCGCGCUCGCCUACCCCGCCGACAGCGACAUACCCACCGCCACGCUGCUCGGCAGCCAGUGCAGCAGCCGACUGCUGAGCGCGUGCGGCGCGGGCGUGCUGCUGGCGCUGCCGGGCGCGUCGGCCGCCGCGCGCCAGCUGCCCGCCGGCACCGCGCUGCCCGCGCUCGUCAUCGGCCGCCUCGACCUGCCUUAGGGGCUCUAUACAUUAUACAAUUUUGCCUCGAUUUGUCGUGUGCCUCGCCGUUCGACAUUUUUUUUAGUACGACUAUGGUAGACGCGGCCUAGCAACAUGACGCGAUGAGCAUAUGGAGCAAUUGUUUAGAUAAUUACUUGCACAUUAACCUAUUGACCGCCGUAGUCUGAUAUAUAAAACAUACAAUAUCCAGCUCAUUUCGCAGCAGUCUAACAAAUAAAACAAAACUUGGUACCGACGGCGACACGAGCACACUCGAUGAAAAAUUCUAAGCGGUUUUAAAGUAGGACAUUACUUUAUUAAAUAAAAAGCUUUUAUUUCAGGCAGUCAAUACCCAUAGUGCACAAAAGUGAAUUAAAAUUUUAAUAAAAGUUAGUAGUAGUAUUUACGUAUAUUAUAGUAAUUAUCUAAACAAUAGCGCCAUGCUGUAUGCAAUGCAUGCAAACUACAUAAAACUAAGUACUUGUUGCUUCUAGAGCUUCCGUAGUAGUUAAUUUAGAAUUUAGUAAGAAUGAACUGAUUAAUGCUAUGAAAGAGAGGUUGUGACAUAAUCUUGUUAAAACUGGUAUACUUCAAGUAACUCCACUUUAUUUUGGAUCUGAAUUGGUUGUGUUGAAAGGUCGUUUUAAGUAUAAAAUAUUAGCUAAGAGGCAGUACACCAGUUAUAGAUGUAUAUUGUGUUAAGUGUAUGUACUUACGGUGCAUUUGAUAAGUAAAACUAUCUAUUUUAUUUACGCGUAAAAAUAUUUUAGAAACAUUAUUUUUGUGCCCAAUAUAUGUAUAAAAAUAUUUAGUUUAAUAAACAAUUUUGUUAACUGUAAAGAACUCUCAAGUUUGUAGAGAAGCCUGAAGGUAAUAAAACACACUAAUGUACAAACAU
This is a messenger RNA of Cydia pomonella (codling moth), 3925 nucleotides long. RefSeq names its product gephyrin (gene cin). Gene Ontology annotation, cellular component: cytoplasm; postsynaptic specialization; cytosol. The record is from RefSeq and is a predicted model, not a curated record. Gene Ontology annotation, biological process: gamma-aminobutyric acid receptor clustering; Mo-molybdopterin cofactor biosynthetic process; postsynaptic neurotransmitter receptor diffusion trapping. Gene Ontology annotation, molecular function: molybdopterin molybdotransferase activity. NCBI's taxonomy places the organism in Eukaryota, Metazoa, Arthropoda, Insecta, Lepidoptera, Tortricidae. Bases 1192 to 3045 code for a protein of 617 amino acids. The transcript has 11 exons.